UUGCUGUGAGUGAGUGCGCUGUAGAAAAAACAAACCAAAAACCUAUCAAAACCUAGUCGCAAGAAUGCCUAAUCAAAGAAAAAGGUCGUCGGAACGUUCGCUGUGCCCUCAAUAUGUUUUAGAGGAAGCUAGAAGACGAAUAGAAAAUGGUGAAAGCAAAAGAAAAGUAGCAUCGUCGUACGGGAUGAAAGAAAGUACUUUGCGGUAUCGCCUGAAGAGAAAAGAAGCUGCAACAAAGCUUGGUAGAUAUGAUUUUCCCCGAAAUUGAACAGGAAUUUUGUAAUCAUUUGGAAGAUCUUGACAAUAUGUUUCAAGGGAUGACUCCUAAGAAUUUG
Acanthoscelides obtectus is the source of this 335-nucleotide messenger RNA. The record is from the annotation of a GenBank genome assembly. NCBI's taxonomy places the organism in Eukaryota, Metazoa, Arthropoda, Insecta, Coleoptera, Chrysomelidae.